Messenger RNA from Orycteropus afer afer, 1689 nucleotides. RefSeq names its product solute carrier family 39 member 8 (gene SLC39A8). Gene Ontology annotation, molecular function: zinc ion transmembrane transporter activity. NCBI's taxonomy places the organism in Eukaryota, Metazoa, Chordata, Mammalia, Tubulidentata, Orycteropodidae. Gene Ontology annotation, cellular component: membrane. Gene Ontology annotation, biological process: zinc ion import across plasma membrane; intracellular zinc ion homeostasis. The record is from RefSeq and is a predicted model, not a curated record.
GCCCUCCAGGAGGCCCGAGGGGGCCCCGUCUACCUAUCGCUAUCCCUCGGCGGCAUAGCCUCUUCAAUGCCCAGCAGGGCGCGGGCUGCUGUUCUAUCCAAAGAGGCCAAGGACCAGGAAUACCCCGUGCCACCACUCCCUGGGGCUGGCUCAGCCGCCUGACCCGUGCGCCCUUGGGCACCGACGCCGGUGCACUCAGCGCGUCCCUGCGCUCACCAGCCGGACGCCGGCAUUCGGCAGGCAGCCCUAAUCAGGAUGGCCCCGGGCCAGGCGGUAGCGGGCCUCCUUUUGCUGGCUGCUGCCGGCUUCGGAGAAGCUGCGGCCGGGCUGGAGCUAGCCUUCAGCGAGGAUGUGCUGAGCGUGUUCGGCGCAAAUCGGAGCCUGUCCGCAGCGCAGCUCGGGCGCUUGCUGGAGUUGUUGGGAGCCGCCCCCAGAGAAGGCGCCCCGGAGCCCGGGCAGCUGCACUUCAACCAGUGUUUAUCUGCUGAAGAGAUUUUUUUCCUUCAUGGCUUUUCAAAUGCUACCCAGAUAACCAACUCUAACUUCUCCAUCAUCUGUCCAGCAGUCUUACAGCAAUUGAGCUUUCAUCCUUGCGAGGCUAGGCCCAAGCACAAAACAAAGCCAAGUCUUUCGGAAGUUUGGGGAUAUGGAUUCCUGUCAGUGACAAUUAUUAAUCUCGCAUCUCUUCUUGGACUGGUUUUGACUCCCUUGAUAAAGAAAUCUUAUUUCCCUAAGAUUUUGACCUAUUUUGUGGGGCUGGCUAUUGGAACUCUGUUUUCAAAUGCUAUUUUCCAACUUAUUCCGGAGGCAUUUGGAUUCAAUCCCAAAACUGACAACUAUGUUGAGAAAGCAGCUGCUGUGUUUGGUGGAUUUUACUUACUUUUCUUUGUUGAAAGGAUGCUUAAGAUGUUAUUGAAGACAUAUGGUCAAAAUGAUCAUACCCACUUUGCAAAUGAUGACUUUGGUCCUUCUCGAGAAAAAACAUGUCAACCCAAAACGUUACCUGCUAUCAAUGGUGUGACAUGCUAUGCAAAUCCUGCUGUCACAGAACCUAAUGGGCACAUACAUUUUGACAAUGUCAAUGUAGUAUCUCUACAGGAUGACAAAAGAGAAUCAAGUUCAUGUUCCUGUUUGAAGGGGCCCAAAUUGUCAGAAAUAGGGACAAUUGCCUGGAUGAUAACGCUCUGUGAUGCCCUCCACAAUUUCAUUGAUGGCCUGGCGAUUGGGGCUUCCUUCACCUUGUCUCUCCUUCAGGGACUUAGCACCUCAAUAGCAAUCCUGUGUGAAGAGUUUCCUCAUGAGCUAGGGGACUUUGUGAUUCUACUCAAUGCAGGGAUGAGCACUCGACAAGCUUUGCUAUUCAACUUUCUUUCUGCAUGUUCCUGCUAUGUUGGGCUAGCUUUUGGCAUUUUGGUGGGCAACAAUUUUGCCCCAAAUAUCAUCUUUGCACUAGCUGGAGGCAUGUUCCUCUAUAUUUCUCUGGCAGAUAUGUUUCCUGAGAUGAAUGAUAUGCUGAGAGAAAAGGUAACUGGAAGAAAAACGGAUUUCACCUUCUUCAUGAUUCAGAAUGCUGGAAUGUUAACUGGAUUUAUAGCCAUUCUGCUUAUUACCUUGUUUGCAGGAGACAUUGAAUUGGAGUAAAAGGAAAUGAAAGAUGGUGCUGUUGAUGAAGGCAUUUAAUAAAUAAAA